AUGAUAAUUUUGAAAGAAAAACCAAAACCAACAACAUUGGUAAAAAUUUCGGAAGAAAUUACUGAAGAUGUUACUGGAGAUAUACCGAAAAAGAUUCAUAAAAUACGUAAAUUUCGUAAACCAAAAGAUAGUAAAAUGCCUGAAUUGAGUGAAAUUAAACCCGAUGAUAUUAUCGAAGAAAUUGAAGAAAUCGUUGGUGAAGAAAUUCUGGAAGAAUUACCACAAAAACGAAGCGAUCCAAAGAAAACAAUCAUAAAAAGACGAUUGAAAAAACCAAAUGAAUUCGAAGAAAUUCUGGAUCAAAUCGAAAUUGAAGAAUAUCCGAAAAAACAGAAAAAAAUAAUCGUUCGUAAAUAUCGGCAACGACCCGAGGAUAAAAAACCAAAACUGUUGGAAGAGGAAAAAAUUCUUCAGGAAAAAAUUAUUGAAAUUCCUUCGGAAGAAUCGGAAAAAUGGAAAAAGAUUUUGUUUCGUCGAAAAUUAAAACCGGGUACGGUUGAAACUGAAUUUAUAUUGGAAAAAAAUGUUAUGGAAGAAAUUGCCGAAGUAACAUCGGAAGAGAUUGUUGAAUUACCAUGUCAAGAUAGACCUGAAGAACCGAAAAAAUUAAUUAUUCGAAGUACAGUGAAACAACCGGAUGGUACUGUGGAAAUUAUGGAAAGACCUGCAGAUAAAUCAAUGAUAAUGGAAAGUGUUGAUGGCAAAACAAAGUUGAAAAUUAUUCGAAGACCAGUGGUUCAAUUUGAUAGUGAUGAAUUAUUUGAAUUUUCAAUGGAAAAAUUGGAAAAAAUGAAAAAAGUUGUUGAAAGUAAAAAACCUGAAGAGGUGCAGGCAAUUUCUCGGGAAGAAAUGACGGAAAAAACUGAUGAACCACAUGAUGUAAUCAUCCAGGAAGAGUUAAUUUCUGAAGAAACAACAAAAGAAAUCAAAGAACCAGGUAAACCAAAAAAGAUAAUAACCAUACGAAAAGUCAAAAGGCCAGAUAACGAAGAAGAAGAAAUUGUCGAACAAAUCACCGAAGUGCCUGAUGAUCAAGAUCGGAAACCAAAAACAAUGAUCAUAAGAAAAUAUCGACCCGAAUCACCAAAACAACAACAAAUGAUAACAGAAGGUGAAAUUAUUUCCGAGGAAAUAACCAAAAUUCUACCAAAAACAACAGACCGAGAAAAAGUAAAAAAAUUAACAAUAAAACGUCAAAUUCGACGGCCAGAUGGCGUUGAUGAAACUAUCAUUUUAAAAGAUGUUCAAGAAGAAAUUGUUGAAAUUCCAAUUGAAGAAAUUAUUGAACAGCCAGUGAAAGAUAAAAUUGUUGAUGAGGAUGCUGAUGAACAAAUCAAAGAAAUCAUUGAAUUACAAUCGGAUCAGAGAAAAAAAUUGAUUAUAAAACGAAGAAAAUCCGUUGAAACAGUCGAUGUUAUUGAUGAAGAAUUGAUUGAAACAAUGGAAAAAGAAGAUUCCGAAGAUAAAAAAUUAAUCCUACGAAGAAUAAUACGAAAAUCAGAUGGAUCGGCGGAACAUUUCGAUGAACCAUUGAACGAUAUGAAAAUUAAAAAAAUGUUGAUAAUCACUGAAAAAGAAAAAGAAGAAGAAAAACCAUUGGAAAAAAUGGAAAUAAUUUCCGAACAAAUUGUUGAAUUACCGUUAGAUAAACAGAUUGAAAAAUCGAAAAAGAUUAUAUUUGAAAGAAAAUUAAGAAAACCGGAUGGAAAAGAAUUAAUUGAAAUGAAAGAUGUAACCGAAGAAUCGGCAGUUAUUGUUGAUGAAGAAAUAAUUGAAUUACCGAUAAUGGUCAAAGAUAAACAAGUUGAUAAUGUUUCAAAGGUUGAAAAACCAAAAAAAUUGAUUCUUAAACGUAAACUUCAAAAAUUUGAUGGUAGUGAAAUGAUAAAUGAACAA
This is a messenger RNA of Dermatophagoides pteronyssinus (European house dust mite), 1896 nucleotides long. Its product is annotated as titin-like. NCBI's taxonomy places the organism in Eukaryota, Metazoa, Arthropoda, Arachnida, Sarcoptiformes, Pyroglyphidae. The record is from RefSeq and is a predicted model, not a curated record.